Messenger RNA from Beta vulgaris subsp. vulgaris (sugar beet), 602 nucleotides. RefSeq names its product small ubiquitin-related modifier 2-like. Gene Ontology annotation, cellular component: nucleus. NCBI's taxonomy places the organism in Eukaryota, Viridiplantae, Streptophyta, Magnoliopsida, Caryophyllales, Amaranthaceae. Gene Ontology annotation, biological process: protein sumoylation. Gene Ontology annotation, molecular function: ubiquitin-like protein ligase binding; protein tag activity. The record is from RefSeq and is a predicted model, not a curated record. The transcript is spliced from 3 exons. Bases 124 to 492 code for a protein of 122 amino acids.
UUUAGCUUCCCAUUGCAUGGGUAAUGGGUUUAAUGUGUUGUCUUAUUGAGUGUCCUCUUUAUUUCAAGUUUUGAGUUUCUACUUUCUUUCAUUCUACUCUACUAAAAAGAAGGGGGUUUGUGAAUGGCGGAUAAGAUUGUGAUCGAGAGUGCUGCUACAGCUAUGAACAAUAUCAAUAUGCUUGAGAAGAAGAAGGAGGAUCAUAUUUGUGUCAAGUUUGUUAAUCAGUUGAAUGAAGAAAUGUACUUCAAAGUGUUGCCUAGUUCAAAUAUAGGCAAAGCUUUUAAAGCGUACUGUCAACACCACAAUUUGAAUCACCAAGUUGCCUUCACCUACAAUGGCGAUCGUGUUAAUCCUAGACUCACCUAUCAAGAUCUAGAUAUAGAGGAUGGAGCUGAAUUUGACGUCUUCACCCAUGUUGGUGGUGGUGGUGGUGCUGCUGCUGCUGUUGGUUUUGUCUGCUUUAUUCAUGCAGAUCCAUCUUUAUUUUAAGGUUUUCCCAAAAUAUUUCCCCUUCCUUUAGCCUUUAUUUGUUGCACCAAUAUUAUUAUCGCGACGCUCCUUAUAGUUAUGUGGAGUGUUAGUGUAACGCCCCGACUUCU